Molecule: messenger RNA, 1389 nt
Organism: Neoarius graeffei (lesser salmon catfish)
Lineage: Eukaryota; Metazoa; Chordata; Actinopteri; Siluriformes; Ariidae
Gene: ube2m
Product: ubiquitin conjugating enzyme E2 M
Exons: 6
Coding region: 323-880 (185 amino acids)
Source: RefSeq, a predicted model, not a curated record
CCACACAGACACACACACAGUGAGUUAGGCAGAGUGUGUGUCCUGGUGCUGCAACAUCACACUCCAAACACACACAGAUUCUACCACACAGGAACACACACACACAGUGAGUUAGGCAGAGUGUGUGUCCUGGUGCUGCAACAUCACACUCCAAACACACACACACACAGAUUCUACCACACAGGAACACACACACACAGAGUGAGUUAGGCAGAGUGUGUGUCCUGGUGCUGCAACAUCACACUCCAAACACACACAGAGAGAUUAGCAUUAGCGUUAGCUCGGUGCUGGGAGGAGAACACACACACACACACCCGGAGUCAUGAUUAAACUGUUCUCUUUAAAGCAGCAGAAGAAGGAUGAGGAGUCCGCGGGGGGAAACAGAACCGGUGCCGGGGGAAAGAAAGCCAGCGCGGCCCAGCUGCGGAUACAGAAAGACAUCAAUGAGCUGAAUCUCCCGAAGACGUGUGAGAUCGUUUUUCCAGAUCAGGAUGAUCUACUGAACUUUAAACUCAUCAUUUCACCAGAUGAGGGCUUCUACAAAGGAGGAAAGUUCGUCUUUAGCUUUAAAGUAGGACAGGGCUACCCUCAUGACCCUCCGAAAGUAAAAUGUGAAACGAUGGUGUAUCACCCCAACAUCGACCUGGAGGGCAACGUGUGUUUAAACAUCCUGAGAGAAGACUGGAAGCCGGUGUUGACGAUUAACUCCAUCAUAUACGGUCUGCAGUAUCUGUUCUUAGAGCCGAACCCUGAGGAUCCUCUGAACAAGGAGGCGGCGGAGGUGCUGCAGUCGAAUCGGCGGCUUUUCGAGCAGAACGUCCAGCGCUCACUACGCGGCGGCUACGUCGGAGCCACCUACUUUGAGCGGUGUCUCAAAUAAUGACAGCGACGACGCUCAUCGUUUACACACGCUGAGACACUGACUGACACUCUGACCGCUGGGGGGGGGGGGUGACCUGGGGAGGGGCGGGAUUUAGGGGGAGGGCUUCGACUGAAGGUUCGAUCAGUCAGUAAAUGUUGCACGGAGAAUUGCGUGGCAGUGAAACACUGCUGUGAAGUUUGGUUAUUACACACACACACACAGAGGUUCAUGACAGAUUGACGGACAGACGGACUGACUGAGCGCAGGAUGAGAGUGGCUCUGACAGAAUGGGAGGUCAAAUGUUUUUGUUAAGUUUUUCUCCAUGUGUACCUGUUGCAGGGGGGUGGGGGGGGCAGCAUGGGGAGACCAUGAGGGUGGGCAGGGGGCGUGUCUACUUUUUGUGCAGAGGGUCUGAGUUUGUUGGGGCGACAGAGAUCUUACAAUCCUCUUGUGUAUAUUAAAAUCCCAGCUGUUCACAAUGACUGCAAUAUGAAUUAUGUUAAAUAAAAUAUGGACUUGAAUGCUUA